Messenger RNA from Tribolium madens (black flour beetle), 3243 nucleotides. RefSeq names its product MICAL-like protein 1. The record is from RefSeq and is a predicted model, not a curated record. The coding region runs from base 176 to 3118 and encodes 980 amino acids. Gene Ontology annotation, molecular function: protein binding. Lineage: Eukaryota; Metazoa; Arthropoda; Insecta; Coleoptera; Tenebrionidae. The transcript has 10 exons.
GCCAGUUUUAUGACUCAAGUCACUCAGUUUUCUGUUCACCGUGGUAGAGUGCGAGUCGGUGCUGGAAACCGAUAUUGAAACACGUGGUUUUCAUCGCUAGAACUUUAUUUUUGCUAGCUGAUAGUAUUGACUCGACUUCAAGGAUUAUUUUUAUUGAUAACUGAAGGACGCCAAAAUGGGAGAACGUAGGGGAACGAAAGGACUGGAGUUGUGGUGCCGUCGUAUGACCGAAGGCUAUCCUGGAGUCAAUGUCACCAACAUGACCACGUCGUGGCGGGACGGACUCGCCUUUUGUGCCAUAAUCCAUCACUUCAGGCCGGAUUUAAUCGAAUUUUCCAAACUGAACAAAGACGAUAUUUACCACAACAACGAAUUGGCUUUUCGWAUUGCUGAACACCAUUUAGGCAUCCCUGCAUUGCUAGAGCCUGAAGAUAUGGUUGAAUGUUCCGUUCCGGAUCGUCUUUCCAUCCUSACUUACCUCUCACAGUUCUAUCAGACGUUCGUUGUUGGACAAGGCAAAUCACCAGCAAGACUAGCUUCAAAAAGACCGGCAACAUCUCCCGACCAUGGCCUAGUGUCUCCAGCUUCCACGAGUCCUCCCACAAAGGUGGCAUUUCCAAGCGCAGGCAAAGUCCGUCGCGAGCCUUGCGCGAAAUGCGGCCUUCCAGUCUUUAUCGCCGAACGCUUGAACGUAGGAAAACUACUCUAUCACCGGACAUGUUUUCGUUGUGCCCGUUGCAACAGUCAACUCACCUUGGCCAAUUACUACGAGACUGAAAACAACGAGUUUUGUUGCGAGACGUGUCCGGAUGAAGAAAAGCCCGUUUUCAGUCCACCGGAUUCGUCGGUUUUGACUCGAUCGUUAAGUGACGAAGAAAAAUCAGCCUCAUUGAAGAAAAACGAAGAAGGGGAUGAAUAUAGUACUAAAUUUGAAACAGCGUUAGAAUUUUCCGAACGUAGUUCUAGUUUGAAGUAUAGUAAGGCGCGAUCGUCCUUCAUUAACAGUCAGGUUGAUAAUUUAAAUAGUGAUUCGGGGAAUGAAAACGAACCGCCCGAUUUACCCAAGACUAAACCUCCUGAAAACGUGACCUUUGAAGAUUCGUUCGGUGAUAGUGGUUUUCCUAAGGGACUUAAAACAAAUGUAAAUACAGACAAUAGUGUUAGUUUAAGCAAUACCAGUAAAACACUGGAAGAAUCUCACGAUAUUGUUACCAAAGAUACGAUAUCUGCAGAGGGCGACACAAGUUCUUUGGUUAAAGCUCGAAUGCGGUUAUUUGAAUCCAARUCUGAUGCAUCUAACGAAACUCAAAGUGUCAAUAAUCAAGUGCCUUUAGGGACUUCAAAUAGUGCAAAUAUCGAAGUCGAUAUUGAUGAAGAUUCCAAGCAUAGCUUUAAAGACAGUACUUUAGAUAAGGACCCGGUAGAAAUUAAUGUAGUUUCAGAAAAUGAUUCCGCCAUCAUCAUUUCCAACUCCAGUAAGACUAGUACCACUGAAAUUAUUAGCGACUCGAAGAUAACAGAUGACUCUAUCAUCACCGUUUCGGACAGUGCGGAAGAAAGUCACUCAAAAAUUGAAGACCAAAAUGACGAUUCACGUACAGUUUCAAUAGACCAAUCAAUAAAAUUUCAUGAAAAUGUUUCGAGUGAAAAUAUACUUGAUCCAAAUUCUGAAAAACCUAACAAGGACGAAUAUCCUAACGACUUAAAUCCUUUUGGUGACGCUGACGACAAUGAAGAACAAUCCACAGAUGUAAAUGUUUCUCUAAACCCGUUUGAAGAUGAAGAAGACGAUCUUCCGCCACCUAGCCCUAAACCAGCUACUAGGAAAAAGAUCAGGCCCUCCUUUACUAAUAAUGAUAUGUCGACCAUUUACGUACAACGAAGAAGUGUGAAUCCAUUCGAAGAAGACAAAGAAUCGGAAGAAAAAAACAUUCCUCAGCCUGCGCAAAGAAAACUAGUUUUAGCUCCGAAAGUUAAUCUAAAUCCAUUUUGGAGCGAUGAUGAGGACAACGAAGAAACAAAACCAGUGCCAAAACCUCGAUUUUCCAAGUCUUCAGAUGGUGGUCCUCGCGAGUCGGGAUUGUCGAUAAGUAGUUCAGCUUCUGGGUCAUCGAGUUCUCAAUUGGGAUUAACAACUAAAAAGAAAAAACUAGCGCCUAAACCACCAAUGGUCGGUGGAAGUGAAUCAGGACAGAGUUCCUUAACGUCAAGUCCUUGCCAUAGUGUGACGCAAUCACCUAGAUCUACACCUAAGAUAAAGAAAUCAAAAAAGGCGCCAUUGCCCCCGACAACUUCAACACCUUUAGUAGGGUCUUCAACACGUCAAGAGUCAUUUGAGGAAGGUUUUGAAAGGGAAAAAAGUGCCAAAGAUGAGCAAAAUAGAAAUAGACAAUGUCAGAAUAUAACUUUGCAGAGUCCCAGCUCCAGUGAGAAUUCUUCAAGUUUAAGCGCUCCAAAUAAGAGUACUUAUGGCAAAUGGAAGAGGCGAAAAGGGCAAGCUCCCUCAAGGCCCAUCCCGAAAAGACGGACUAUCAAAUCGAUCCCAAUGAAUGAAAUUAGACAAGAGUUGGAAAUAAUUGAAAUACAGCAACAAGGGUUAGAAAAACAAGGGGUGCGUUUGGAGCAGAUUAUCAGAGAGAAGUGUGAAGCACCUGGUAUUAAUCCUGAUGAUUCUUUGGCACCAGAAAUUGAAGAAAUGAUUUUGCAGUUAUUUGAAUUAGUCAACGAAAAGAACGAGUUAUUUAGGAGACAAGCGGAACUCAUGUACUUACGAAGGCAACAGAAGUUGGAAGAGGAACAUGCGGAUAUAGAAUAUCAAAUUAGGUGUCUGAUGUUACAGCCUGAAGCAAAUAAAACCGAUUCAGAUAAAGCGCUAGAAGAAGAACUGAUAAACCGAUUAGUGGAGGUUGUUGAAAGGCGAAAUGAAAUAAUUGAAUGCCUUGAGAUGGAUAGGGUUAGGGAAGCCGAAGAGGAUGACAGUAUCACUAACCAAUUAAAUUUGUACACUUUAAAGAAAGAGGAAUGUGUAGAGAACAAAAAAGAUAAGAAAGAGAAAAAGAAACACAAAAAGGAAAAGAAAUUUAAAUUUAAAUUAAAAGGGACGAAAAGCGAUCAAUGAAUGAACUUAAGCUGUGCUUCAAUACAUUAUUUACUGAUUAUGAUGAAAUAUUUUUUACUUUUCGUUAGUGUCAUUUUGUGAUUUUUUUGCGUAUUAUUAAUCAUUAAUAAAAUUAUUUUUAUUCA